AUGACUUCAGAUGUUUUAAAUCAAAAACGCAAAGGGUCAUCCUUAUCUUAUGACCCAGAUUCUGGAUAUAUUUAUAUCUUUGGAGGACAGUCUGUUUCUAAUUCAUCCGAAUGGUUCAAUGAGAUGAUAAUUUUUGAUUCUAUUAAUUUCUCCUGGUCAAAUAUGACAUCUUAUUUCGCUCCUUCAAAAAGAUCAGGUCAUACCGCUACUUUAUUGAAAACUGGAAUAAUAGUAUUUAUUGGCGGUUGGGAACUGAGUGGUAAUUCUAGUAUUCCGACGCUGGCGAACAUGAGUCAGAUUUGGGCAUACCAUACGAGAUCUGCAGAAUGGUCACUUAAUAAUGCUGAAUUUAUUAAUAAUACUAAUAUUGGCCCUCGAAUUUACCAUUCAGCAGUAUUAGCGCCUGAUAGAAAAAUUAUUAUUUAUGGCGGUUCCAAUGGUAUAAACAAUAGUAAAGUUUCACCAGACCUUGCGGUUCUUAAUGUUUCAUCGACUCUGUUUCAAUGGUCAACACCAAAUACCGAAUCGUUAUCAAGUACCGCCACUCGGUCUCUUGUGGGUCAUACUGCGAUGAUUAUAGAUUCUUAUAUGAUUUUGUUAUUUGGUAAACAUUACUUUAUACAUAUGGAUGGACCUAUUCCAAACAAUCAAGUGUUAACAAUAGGAUUUAUUUACUUAAUACAAGUUCCUAUAAUUGGGUGGAUUCGUAUCAAUCAAGCAAAUGCAUCAAACGAUUCAACCUCUAUCAGCUUAUUGAUACUUUGUAUGGUUAUUGGAGCUGCCGUUCUAGCUUUCAUUAUAGGAUUUUCUAUAAUUUGGUGUUAUCAAAAAUAUAGAAUUAAACAUAUUUUAUUAACUCAAAAAGGCACAGCUCGUCAAGCUUUGCGUUAUUCUGAUGAUGACAACUCAACUAAAUCUGAAGAACAGCACCAUUAUUUUGAUUUAUAUUUUCGAAAUUUUUCAGAAACACCUGUGAGUACAAUUUAUGAUUAUCAACAACAGGUGUUUCAACAACAACAACAACCAUAUCAUUUUAUGAUACCAGUAGAUGGUGCUUCAUAUCAUCAAUACCAGGGAAAUGAAGGUAACGUGCCUGUAAUUAGUUACGUGAAACACGACGUUCAACCACAAUAUGUUGAAUAUGAUACGACACAUAACAGUUAUCGUUAUCCAAAUACUAAUCCUAAUUAG
Messenger RNA from Dentiscutata erythropus, 1191 nucleotides. Lineage: Eukaryota; Fungi; Glomeromycota; Glomeromycetes; Diversisporales; Gigasporaceae. The record is from the annotation of a GenBank genome assembly.